Argiope bruennichi is the source of this 1006-nucleotide messenger RNA. It is a transcript of the gene Rpi, whose product is annotated as ribose-5-phosphate isomerase-like. The record is from RefSeq and is a predicted model, not a curated record. Gene Ontology annotation, molecular function: ribose-5-phosphate isomerase activity. Lineage: Eukaryota; Metazoa; Arthropoda; Arachnida; Araneae; Araneidae. The transcript is spliced from 8 exons. Bases 24 to 839 code for a protein of 271 amino acids. Gene Ontology annotation, biological process: D-ribose metabolic process; pentose-phosphate shunt, non-oxidative branch. Gene Ontology annotation, cellular component: intracellular membrane-bounded organelle.
AACGAGUCUCGCUGAAGAUCUUCAUGCGGCUGUCGUUUAAGUUGUGCCGAGAGAUAUUUUAUCGUGGAUUUUCGUAUUCACGAUCAAUUUGUGAUAAAAGAAAAAUUUCUUAUUCUUCCUUAAAAAUGGACCCUGCUGAAUUGUCGAAAAAAGCAGCUGCUUGUAAAGCUAUUGAUGAUCAUAUCAAGGAGAAUUGUGCAGUCGGUAUUGGAAGUGGUUCUACUAUUGUCUAUGCUGUAGAACAAUUAGCGAAGAAAGUUCAGAAAGAUAAUUUGAAAAUUCCUUGUGUACCCACUUCAAUACAGGCCAAACAACUUAUUCGACUUCAUAAACUAUAUUUGAGUGAUCUUGAGGAAACUCCCGAGCUAGAUUUUGUCUUUGAUGGUGCAGAUGAAGUUGAUGCGAACCUAACUUUAAUCAAAGGUGGUGGGGGAUGUUUGACUCAAGAAAAAAUUGUUGCUUCAUGCACCAAAAAUUUGAUUAUUGUUGCUGAUCACAGGAAGGAUUCCAAGACAUUAGGAACAAAUUGGACCAAAGGUAUUCCCAUUGAAGUCAUUCCAAUGGCAUAUGUACCCAUCAAAAAUCGACUUGAAGCUAUGGGUGGAGUAGCAGACUUAAGGAUGGCUAAAUCUAAAGCUGGUCCUGUUGUAACUGACAAUGGAAAUUUUAUCUUAGACUGGAAAUUCACUGUGACAAAUGCAGACUGGAAAGCUAUUGACCAAAAAGUAACUUGCUUUCCUGGUGUUGUGGAUACUGGUCUUUUUGUUGGUAUGGCUUCCAAAGUUUAUUUUGGCCAACCAGAUGGAACUGUGGUUGUUAAAGAUAAAAAGAGUGCAUGAUUUCAAAAAGAAAACUUUCAUCAUCAAGAAUCUCAAAUUUAAAAAACACUUUUCAGUAUUUUUUUAAUAUAAGAUGUUUCCUAAUGUGUUUCUUAUGUGUGAAUAAACUAUUGAGUCAAUAUAUGUAAUUUUUAUAAUAAAUGAAGUUCUAUUUUGUAUGAUACAAA